UGUCAUCGACAGCGAUACAUCGGCAUCUCUACUCCACACAGCCAUGUCGCUCAGAGACAAGUCAUGCUACACGCUCACCAUACACGCCUCCAGCACAGACCCUGCCGUCCUCCAACUCGUGGAGUCAAUGGGCCCAGCAACAGGCUACGAAGAGCCGCGGUACGCCCGUGUAAAGGAGACGAGACACGAUGAGAGCUAUUCUUCUGCCAUCUACGAUGUCUUGUCAGGAGCCAGACUUGCUUCUGCAGGGUACACUAUAGAGAAAGCCAAAAAGAGACGGCUGCAACUACACGGGCCAGAUGAAGAUAUCCCUUUUGAUUUCACAGGAAAGAUUAACUUUGAAUGGUCAUUCAUCUUCGAGGGCAACAAGUAUCGAUGGCGCCGCGAGAUAUACGGCAGAGACUAUAUCUGCACAAUGGACCGCAAGCCCGAUCCACCUGUUGAAAUAUGCCUAGCAAGAGAAGCGGAUAAGAAGGAGCCCGCAAAAAUACAGAUAUUGCACUACAAUAUCGAUCGUUUUCCUAAUGAAAUCAAGGACCUUCGAGGACUUGAGACUUUGCUCGUAGCUAGUUUGUUAUGCCUUUUAGACGCAGGUGAAGAUCGGAGCACCACAUUAUCUUCAAAGUUAUCCAAAUCAGCAUCCGCACCCUCCCCUCCGUUACCUUCCAAGGACUCUCCGCCCGUCCCUGAGAGGGUUAUAAGCGAAGAAGAUUUCGAGCCUGAAAACCCGAAUGAAAUUAUCGUGGGGAAGAAUACCAGUAUCGAUGAUCACAUUGCGCGAGCUGUGGGCCUCCUCGAAGAUCCAGAGACGCUUUUCAUCGUUAUCCGUACACGAUCACCAGAGGCGCAUCAACGUGCAUUAGAAGUCUCCCUAGGUGUCAAGCGCUUCCGACAUCAUGAAAACCUGUCUGAUCUGCAUCAAUACAUUAUCGAAGAUACAUCCCCUUCCCCGCCCAGCCAGCGGCAGAGUACGAGACCCGGUCCGAGAGUGAUCAACUUGGAUGAUGAACCGACAUCAUCGUCCUCACCCGCCUCCUCCUCCUCAUCCUCCUCCCUAAGACGCAAAUUGACCCGAACAAAAACAAAAACCCAAACACAAACACAGAAAGAGUCAUGGACCCCACCUCAAAAUAUCGCGAUAUACCUCUCCACCAUCGUCCUUCCAGACCUUAACCCCGGUCGGAGGGCGUCUUCGUCUUCAUCCAUGAAGAAUUCUUAUCCAUAUUCGAAUGAGAGGAAUGGGCAUGGGCAUGGACAGGUAAAUGGGGGCGGUGGGAAGAUGAUGAUGUUUGGUGGGGAAGAAGGCUCAACGUCAAUGUCGACCUCGGCUGCUGCUGGAAAACAAGCCGUGGGAGGUUCGCACGCGGCCGGGUCGAGUGGGAGUGAGAACGGGUCUGCGGUCAAGUCGUUCCGUGGGUCAUUGGGUAAAAAGCUCUUCAGGUCAUCUUCAUGAAAAAAGAUAUCGUCAUCAAGAUCCUUCAUCAAAAUCCCAGUCUGUAACUCCACCCCCAACAGCUGGCGACUUCAUGCGCUUCAUGGAAAAUUGUUCGGUCAGAGUUGUGGAUCACUGAAACUGUUAGAAAGUAGAACCGAUAACACAUGCAUUUUAUGU
Messenger RNA from Cryptococcus deneoformans JEC21, 1612 nucleotides. Its product is annotated as expressed protein. NCBI's taxonomy places the organism in Eukaryota, Fungi, Basidiomycota, Tremellomycetes, Tremellales, Cryptococcaceae. The transcript has 11 exons. Bases 44 to 1453 code for a protein of 469 amino acids. The record is from RefSeq and is a predicted model, not a curated record.